UUAGAUAUUUGGGUGCUCAAUGAUAUGAAAAAUGUUGAACGAGAUGUUUGGAGAUUUUGUACGAUUUCAAGAUGGAGUCCAAGGAGGAUGCGAAUGUCGUAUUAGCGAAGAAAUCUUCUGAUUUACAGAGGAUGAAGAUUGAAAAACUCAUGAAGAAUCCGGAAAAGCCUGUAUUCAUACCAGAGCGGCCACAGGAGAAAGGCCCCAAAGCCACACCAGACUUUGUCAGAAAUGUUUGGGGUUCUAGUGCUGGAGCUGGUAGCGGAGAAUUCCAUGUUUACAGAGGAAUCAGACGGAGAGAAUAUGCCAGGCAGAAAUUUCAUGCAGAAAAAACUGAAGAGGAUAAGAAAAAUGAGGAGUAUCAAGAAAAAUUGGUGAAAAACAAAAUAGCAGCUGAUGACAGGACAGCAAAGAAACGAAAUAAAAGGCUUAAAAAGAAGUGGAAACAGAAAAAUAACAAGAAACAAAAGCUGGACAAAAAAGUGGAAUCUGAGUCUGAGAGUGAAGAAGAAUCAGAAGAUGAUAAUGUUGCCGAGGAAACAAACAAUGAUGCUGGUGACCAUGGUAACAAUGACACUGGUAACCAAGGUGACGAUGUACAAAAACAAACCAACUCUGGUGAUAUAUCAACAGUACAAGAUAUUGGUAAUGAUAAUGAACUGAAACAUGUCAAAAAUGAUGACAUAAAUGAGACUGAGAAACAGGAGAAAGACACCAAUGUUGGUGAUGACAGCAAUGACAUGGUUUCUAUUGUAAAAAGGGAGAAAAUUGAUAAACUGAGUAGCAUUAGUGAAACAAUUGAAGAGGAAGUUGUAGAGGAUACCGAAUCAACACAUACAGAGGCUCAGAUCAAACAAGAAUCUGUUGAAUCAGUGAAUGAAAAUACAUCAUGACAAAAGAAACUAUGAUAUUAUUCACAUUGUCAUAUAUAUCAUAGAGGCACAAUUAAGAAUAAUAACAAUAGAACUUGACUUAAAUAAACAUUACUGGGAUCAGCUUAAAGUUUCUAUAUUUUGAAAAUGUCUUACAACAUAGAGUCGAUAUGAUAUCAAACAUUUAUGAUAAACCCUGCCAUCUUUCACUCCACCAGUUCCUUAGAAUUUUGUGGAUUAAUAUGGCCAUAUUGACAUUUCACAUUCUAGAUCUCUAGUGCUCAUAUAUACAUGUUCUAAUGUAAUAUAGCGUUGUAUCAUGUAUUAUACCAGUCUCAAUAUGUGAAUAACAAUUAUUAAGCCAAAUAAUGAAAUAAACUCUAGUUGUAAUUUGUAAAA
Messenger RNA from Owenia fusiformis, 1271 nucleotides. The record is from the annotation of a GenBank genome assembly. Lineage: Eukaryota; Metazoa; Annelida; Polychaeta; Sabellida; Oweniidae.